Molecule: messenger RNA, 7567 nt
Organism: Haplochromis burtoni (Burton's mouthbrooder)
Lineage: Eukaryota; Metazoa; Chordata; Actinopteri; Cichliformes; Cichlidae
Gene: tmcc3
Product: transmembrane and coiled-coil domain family 3
Exons: 5
Coding region: 4292-5683 (463 amino acids)
Cellular component (GO): endomembrane system
Source: RefSeq, a predicted model, not a curated record
AAAAGCAAAUUCAAAGUCUCCGUAAGAAAGUAUGACGGUGACAAUGAUCACAGGACUUCCACCCACAGGACAGGAGUUUCUGACCUGUCUAGCACAACAAUAUUUCAACUUUUUGAGUUCCUGUGUGGUUAGGGACCAAAACUGUGGUUAGGUAUAUUAAAUGAUAUGGUUUGGUUCAAAAUACACAAAAUACAUGGUAAACUUUCACCUUCUGCUGCAACUUUUUCAUCUUUACUUAGUCUUUACUACAGUUACAAUAGUUAUAAAGCAAGAAGGGAUUUAACUGUAAUGUAAUCUAUUUUAGAUGUGAAGACCCUUAUGUUAAAGAGUUGCACUGAAGCACUGCCCAGUGAAAUAAAAUGUGAUGCCAAUGGAUCCUGACUAACUACAAUAUGCAAUGAGUUGAAAGCAACCUUAUAUUUCUGGUUUGAGCUAGCUAGCUAAGGAUGUUAAUUUAUUGAUUAGCUUAGAAAUCCCAUAUUUAACUUAACAUAAAAGUGCAGCAGUACCUCAGGCCCUUGUACUGGUUAGUCCAGUUUGCUAGAGAACAACUCACACUCUCAGUUUGAAACAGACAGCUGUGAUCUCCUUCAGUGACCCUACUCUGUCUGGAAAUGCUGAAUAAAAAUGUGCAAGUUUUUCCAUUACUGCAGCUGCCACUCAUCAUGAAGCUAUACCCCAAUUUUAGAGCACCAAGUUACUAAUUAAAAACAAACUGAGAGGAAAAAUGACCCCUUGAACCCAAAUCAAUGUGAUGACUGAUGUAAAUGCCAGUAGGCAUCUUUAAAAGGGGCAGGGUUUAUGACCUUUACUGCAGCCAGUCACCAGGGGGCGAUAGACAUUUUGGGCGAGCUGUCAGGUUGCGCAUGGUUUCUACAGACAAUGGUUUCAAGAGAAUACUCUGAGCCCAGUUUUUACUCAUUCUUGAGAACAGCCUAAUCUCAUGUGAACAGCCUGAUCCGCCCAUAAUUUAAACAUUCCACAACUACCAGCGGAAUACUAGAACUUUACGACCACAUCGGCUAAACAUUCCAGAGCGGCUGCAUCAUUUUCUGACCUCAGUCAGUUCCUGAAAAGCCUCACUGGAACCUGCUUCACCCAAGCAAUCCAAAGACUCACCUCCAGUAAACAGCGCAGACUGUUAUCAGUGUACCGGAGGUUUCUGGUACAUCAGAGGUUAAAGUUAUACCCCAGCUGAGAUGGAGGCAGGAAGUGAAGCAGGAAGACCAGUGCUCGAGGGGGAAGAGAACAAUGGCAUCUUGUGAUUAACAGCAGAAAUUAUGUAAAUAUUUGCUUCCUUGACACAAAAAUAAGUUUUGCAUUAUUUUAUGAUAUGAAACUCUGGGGUUUACAUGCUGGAGUUUUAAAAAAUGAUGUAACCUGACUCUGGUUUGGAAACAUAACUGGAUUUGUAGCUCUAUUACUCACUUAUUAAAAGUCAAAGGAGAUAUUUAGAUAAAGACGGAGUGCAUGCGUGUGUCCAUGUGGAUACAUUUGAGGUUUUCCUGCAGUAAAUCGAAACACUUCCUUAACCUGUUUUUCUGUUACAGUCUUGCAAGUGUCACAAGUUUGGACAUAUCCAUUAGGUCUGCUCUUAAUGGUAUUUAAAGGCUUGUGAGCUUGUAGAUAAAGCUUGCCCUGAAUCAAAUGAAUUCGAAAGUACAAACAGGCCACCAAUCUGUGCCUAAUUAAAUGUCACAAUUAACUCUGCCUGCUAUCUCUUUUUCACACAAAUGGAUUUUGUAUGUCAAUACUCAGGGGAAGUGGAGUGGAAGUGCAUCAGGAUUGAUUCAUCCUGAAGCUAUACAAUGACGACCCCAAGAUGCACGUGCACGCUCGUGGAAAUAAGGCGAUGUGAUUUGUUUGGAACACAUUGCACCUCAGUACGGGGGCUCGUGGCCUGCAGGCUGCCUCAGUGCCAGGUGCUGUGUUCUCCCCUGCAGGCUGAAUCACCGAACCUCACGGCGUCCAACCUGUCAGCACACACACUUGUCACGGUGAUUAACAGCCCGCUGACUCACCCAGCAUCCUCAUAAACUAGGCUUCAGGUCCAUGUGCGCAUAAGGGAGAAGAAAGUGAUAAAGAAUGACAGAAGAGUGGGAUGCCGCAAGGAUACUGGUGUGUUUUUCACCAGAUUGGAGGUCCAGGGCGAGGUCGAGUGCCAGCCAGAGGACUUACAUUGCAGGGAUUAAUUCUUAAUGUCCACUUUGACAGAAAACUAUCAGUAGGCUCAGAUCACAUGACAAGGCCACGGAUCAUCCUAAUUGGUUUCUUUAUCAGUGGGGCCAGACUGGAGCUGCUGUGCCUUUAAAUCAUUCAUAAAUCAAUCCCAAGACCUUUGAGGAGUAAUUCAUCUAACCGGUGUCAUGUCUAUCACAUUAUCCAUGUGACUGUGUUUCCACUAGGUGUAAACAAGAACUUUGGCAAAACACAGGUCAUGUUAAAGGUGGCAAAUUCACAAAGGGUAAGAAUAUCCUGCACUGGAAACUUCUAUUAGUGUGAAAGGACCGAGCAGCAUAGAAACGUAUUUUUUCUGAUAAUUUUACACUCAUAUGCAAUCAGUCUCUCACAAUGUAAUGUAUUCUACAAGUACAUUACCAGCGAUAACUCAAAUACGCUUCACAUGCACCAUUAAUAAAGUCUGUUUGAUCAUUUGAAGAAUAUUUGCAUAGAUUUGUAGGGUUUCCAUACGGAACGGAGGCUCAGAUGGGUUAUUUCAACCAUUUUAUGUAAAACACUAAAUCAGACACAUGCUAUUAGUCACAGCAGAGGAGUUUUCUAUAUUUUCAAACAGAUCUGGAGAGGAUUCAUUCUGACGUCAGUUUUACUGGCAAAAAAAAGAAAAGAUUAAUCCCAUCAAUCUAACAGCUCAACCCUAAUUUCUACCUUGACAGGGUUAAUCAUUUGAAUAUACAGUGCAUUAAUUAUUGAAGUUAGUGCCGCUGUGGUGCUGGUCUGGAUUAUAUACUGUAUACAGUAUAUAUACAAAACUCACAUUGUAAUCUUCCUAUGACGAUUGAUGAUGAAUAUUGACUGAUGAAUAUGUGGCAGAUCUGCUGCAUAUUGUGCAUUAAACUGCAUCAGUAUAUUGUUGUUAUGCUUAUAUUUAGAAUAAAGCCCCCUUAUCGUCCUGUCAAAAUUAUGUUUUAUGUAGAUUUUCCUACUGUGGAUUGUUGCUCUCUGUCAUGGGUUUCACAUAUUUAUCUGCUGAAGGAGGAAAGUUUAUCUGAGCUCACCAUAAAAUUUGUUUACAAGCAUAUUUGUCACAUAGACAUAUAAAUGAUCAAAAACACUAUGUUGAUAUCAUAAAAAUGAUACAUUUUAAGGAAAAAAAUCUUUAUCAUUUAAUGUGACACCGAAAUGGGUUCUCAAGUUGCUGCAACUGUGAGUACGACUUCAAAAGGGACAAAAUCCCUCGAAUUAGCUGAUUUGCCAUGAGAAAGCACUUGGUGACACUGGGGAGCAAGAACUCCUUUGUAACGGGAAGAGAUCUCCAACAGAAGCAGGCUCAGGGAAGGACACUAAUCUACUGGAUGUGGUUGGAUGAUUAGGAGGAAGUCCUGAUGAUUUUGAGUCAUGUGACCACUCUCAUGCUCAAUAGCCGGUUGACAACAUCUCCAAUGAAUAAGGGAAAGUCUGAAGGAUUUUAACUAUUUAUGUUUUAAAAAAGGCUUCAUCAAACAUUUGUGCCCUGCAGCCUGUUUGUAACUUGAUGACCCAUGGCCUAGUUUUCCUGGGCCAGAAUUUCCAUUAGAUAAAGGAGCCCAGAAUAAGAGGAAAACUUUUCUUUAUUUCCUUUUGGGACUGUGUUAUGCUUGAUAUUAAUUAUGAUUAAAUAUUGAUAAAGAUAUUGUUGAGAGUAAAAAAAAAAGAGCCAGCAGAUCUCACUGGUAGACCAAGGAGGCCCACUUUUUAGGAUUAUAAAUUAAUAAGAGUGGGAGUAUUUGAUAUGCCUCCCAGCCCCUCCCUCUGUGUAAAAAUGUGGGCGGGGCGUAGUUACACGCUGUGUGUCCACUGCUCGCCGGUUUUAGGAAGAUUAUCGCGGCGGGCUGGUUAGGAGAGGGGACCACACCGUUACUUGUAGCCGUUGGUCGGCCUCCAGCAGCAGCAUCAAGUGGACGAGGGAACCCCGAUGGCAUGUGGUUCACAGACGGUGUUAACGGUUAAUUUUCACACGGAGAGAAACGGCACAGGGGAGCCAGUGUGAGCCCGAAGAUUAUGUCCGGAGCUGGCUCUGCUGCUGGGGAGAAAAGUUUGGAAGUAGGGAUACGCUCAAAUCAGCGGCGGUAAAAUGGCGGAGCGCAGCGGCUGCGAUGUCCUCAGCAUCCCGGUGCCCAUUCGCCGCGGCGGCUCAGAGUCCAACCUAGACGUGGUUGACGGUGUUGGGCACGACGGCGUGGGUCUGGAUUUCACCAAAGGACCGCUGGGAAUCGACAGCCUGCAGCAGAAGAUCCUCAAGGUGACGGAGCAGAUUAAGGUGGAGCAGACGGCUCGGGACCAGAACGUGGCCGAGUACCUGAAGCUUAUGAACAAUGCCGACAAGCAGCAGGUGUCGCGGAUACGGCAGGUGUUUGAAAAGAAGAACCAGAAGUCUGCGCAGACCAUCGGUCGGCUGCAGAGGAAGCUGGAGCAGUACCACCGCCGCAUGAAGGACAGCGAGACCAAUGGGAAGCACAACCAGAAAGACAGCGGCGGCAAGGAGUCCGGGACUCACAGCAAGGAGGGCAGCCUGCGGGACGUCAGCACCACCGGGCGCCACCAGGCACUGGAUAAGGUGAAGACGAUCGGGCCCGGCGUGUCGCUCUCACCUCCAUUUUUCUUCAGUAAGCCGCGGGAGUUCGCUAACCUCAUCAGGAACAAGUUUGGCAGCGCUGACAACAUUGCUCACCUGAAAAGCUCUAUGGAAACGGGGUCAGGGCUGCAGGUGGAGGGCGGCGCGAGGGGUCUGAGUGGCAGCGCUACCACAGUAGCCAAGGCGACCAAGUACCAGAGCGACGAUGAGUGUUCCACCGGGACGUCUGCAUCCGCUGACUCCAACGGGAACCCGGCAGGAGGAUCGGGGGCGGAGUCAGGGGGGCCAGGGAGGUCUGACUCCAGCGGGCGCCUAGUGGAGGUGCUGGACAUGGUGCGGGACAUCAGGGAUGCUCAAACGCAGCUGGCAGAGGACAUGGAGACUCUGAACACACAGUUUAAACGAGACUACAACUACUUCACGCAGGUGAUGCAGGAGGAGCGAUACAGGUAUGAGCGGUUGGAGGACCAGCUGAAUGACCUGACGGAGCUGCACCAGCACGAGACCAGCAAUCUGAAGCAGGAGCUGGCCAGCAUCGAGGAGAAGGUGGCCUACCAGGCCUAUGAGAGGGCCAGGGACAUACAGGAGGUGCUGGAGUCGUGCCAGACUCGCGUGUCGAAGCUCGAGCUCCAGCAGCAGCAGCAGCAGCAAACCAUCCAGCUGGAAAACACGGACGCCAAAGUGCUGCUGGGCAAGUGCAUCAACAUCAUGCUGGCCAUCGUCACCGUCAUCCUGGUGUGCGUGUCCACUGCGGCCAAGUUCACCGCCCCGCUGCUGCGCAGUCGCCUCCACUUGGCGCUCACCUGCGUGGGCGUGUCCCUGCUAGCGCUGCUGUGGAAGAACUGGGAACAUUUGCAGUGCGCUUUGGAACGAUUGCUCCUCCCGCACUGAGACCAGUGUGGGGAGGAAAUCAACAUGUAGCCUUACAUGAGCCAAUGAUUCUGGGCUCCACGGUGACUCGGUUUAAGGCUCUGAGCCUCACCAAGAACACGUAAACGGACAUACCGUAAACGCUCAAGACCUGAACCGGAACUCUCUGAAGGUGCACACAUGAAAACGUGGCUGCUCUGCUGCAGAUCUGCAGGGCCAACAAAAGAUAAAUCGGCUCAGCUGCUUUCAUCUGGUCACCAGGAGACUCUGGUGGCACCGGCAUCACACACACACUGAAGUCUAAAUAUAAAUGAGCGGGAUUACAUCAGGGCAUGGAAUAACACGUUAUUUUUUUCCUGUCCUUUAAAGGGAUGUGUUUCUGUUAGAGCACCACCUCCACACAAACUGUCAGUUAUGAGUCCAGUGGACCUGAUUUGAAUGUGCACACCAAGCUCGCUGUGACAAACACAAACACACAUCCACCUGAAGGUUCAUUCGCACCGCGCCUCUGUCUCUCUCUCGCUGCUGUUCUGUAUUUAUGUGAGGUUUUUUUAAAUUCAGCAUCUUCUUCAAAGCGACAGUUUGAAGUCUGGGAUUGCACAUUGUUUUAAGCUGUUUUCUAUCAGUGUGUAAAUCUGUGUAUUCGUGUGCGUUGUGCACUUACUCGUGUGUCUCUGUAAUGUAGUUCUUCAAGGAACAGUUAAACAUUUUGGAAAAUAGGCUCAAAUCUGGAUGGUAGAUGUGCAGCUAGAGCCGGGAGAGAUCAUUAAUGGACGUGCUGUGAAAGAUAUCUGCUGUAAGAAAAUAAAACCUUUAAGCUACAGCUGCAGUGAAAAGUGAUGCCCAAACCUGCUUUUAUCGCCCUCCUUCAUUUUUAUUGCCCAAAUCUGACCUCACAGUAACUAAAUGAUUAUAAAUUUGAAAAAAUACUCCUAAUUAUGCGUUAAUUUAAUGAAUUAGCUUCAUGAUUCUGCUCACCUCAACUGCUUGAUUUUUUUUUUCCCCUGAUCCAUAAUUAUUAUUGUUCAGUCUUCUGGUGUAUCUUUGAAUCCUCACAAUAAUCCUUAUUUAUCUCAAAGUCGAUCCUCGAUGCGGCCCCUUGGUCACGGUGCUUUGAGAACACAGCAGCCGCUGCUCAGGAAACGACUUCAUGCAGUUAUUUUAAAGCCCUUCUUUAAACCUACCAGGAGACUUUUGUCCAAAAUGAGCUUAAAAUGUUCACAUUCCUGCAAGUUAUGUUUUUAUUGGUGUUUUGGUCAAGAGCUCCGACCCUCCCAAUCAGCGUUUCCUGCCAGAGCGCUGAACGGAUUUCCUCACAGUUCUUGUUACAAAUGCAGUAAAACGAGAAAAAUUGUUUAAAAUGUGCACACAGCUUCAUUUUUACCAAGAUAAUGAUCAGAUACACCUGUCAUUUACUGGGCAACAAAACGAUGGCCUCUCUAACUCUUUCCCCAUUAAGAUGACAUUCAACGAUCUCCACAUUUCCUGUAAUGACAAGUUUUGACACAUCUGUAAUCAAUAAAGAGGCUGUUAGACAAUACGUUCCUGUACAGCCAGAGACCACUUCAUUAACUUCUGAUAGAUACACAGUCAUUUUAGUCUGAAGUAGCCUGAAAUAUGACAGAAACUCCUCAGUUCAGGUAAAAGAAUCAAGAGUUACUCCUAACAGGCUCCCAGAUGGAAACGGUUAAAACCGGGGGCGGGACAUAGAGAUAGACAGCGUCUCUGCAUUGCUUCAUUCUGUCUGAAACAAGCCGGUUUACCUCCCUGCUGGUUACCGCCAAGUUUCUUUUACCCGUUUGUCGCACUCACCUGCUGGUCACCACGUCUGAUUUGAUUAAUGUGUUCAAAAACACCAGGGACUGGUUACUUGUCUUAUAGUUGGCCAACAUCUCCGUCCUCUGG